AUGAAAAUAGCGGCAAGUAAGGAUAAUAUGGAAGCAUUACUUUGGAUGAAUGAUAAUGUCUCUUCUGAAUAUCGUGGAACCAUAACUAUAGAUUUAUUAAAAUCAGCAAUGAACAACUCUAACAUUUCAAUGAAGAAGCAACAAAAAGUAAACUUGAAUCAUACAAACAACUUUUGGAAUAUGAAUAUUCAAAUUCUAUUGAAACAAUAG
This is a messenger RNA of Heterostelium album PN500, 210 nucleotides long. RefSeq lists its product as uncharacterized. NCBI's taxonomy places the organism in Eukaryota, Evosea, Eumycetozoa, Acytosteliales, Acytosteliaceae. The coding region runs from base 1 to 210 and encodes 69 amino acids. The transcript has 2 exons. The record is from RefSeq and is a predicted model, not a curated record.